AUGCCGAGAAAACAACAUUUUCUUCCAGAAUCCUGCGACGAGUUCCGGAAACGCAGCGGAUCGACGGCGAGCACCAAAAAAUGGGGAAAGCGGGAGACGCAGCCACAAUUUGAGCUCAGAUGUUGCGUGAACCCGGAGAUUCUGAAGAAAAAUGUGGAGAAUCACUGGUAUUUUGAGGAUGAGACGGUACGCCAAAACGGCUCCGUGUUUUCACGCCGCGAGAAUUUCAACAAUUUGCUGAGCGUGAUACCGCUCAGCAAAUUUAAUGGGAUUCACAUCAAGAUGGAAGACGACUGCCCUCAGGGUGGUGACGACGUGCGUUUAUGCAUUCUGAAGACGCUCGGCGCCCACAAUCUGCGUGAGGUCCAAUGCGUCGGAUGUACGAAGGCGAUUCCGGUGUACGAUCGAUACCCCUUGAUUGAUGGCGUAUUUUUCCUAUCACCCGUCGUGCGCUACGGGCCACCAGUUGAGGUACUGUACGAUCAGCGCCGCUGCUACAUCCAACAAUUAUGCGCUCGGUGUCUGUUCUCCGAGUGGCAGUGCUCAAAUUGUGGACGAGACCAAUGGUUCUCGGGAAAAGCGCUAAUCCUGGGCACCCUCUACUUCUACGAUGUGAUCAGCGCGGGCCGCUGCUGCCCGCCAAGCUGUUCAAUGUGUCGCGCUCCGCUACUUGUACCCGAAAAUAUACUACAACAAUUAAAUCAGGGCAAUUUCAACCUGGUGAACGAGUGCUUCACAUGCGCCGCUUGCGGAUGUCGUCAAUACCAUUUGGCGCGCGGAAAUGAAGAAGUACGCAUCAUUCCGCCCAGUCCGCUUGACGAUCCCUUUGCGGCUAUUGCCAAU
This is a messenger RNA of Mesorhabditis spiculigera, 843 nucleotides long. The record is from the annotation of a GenBank genome assembly. NCBI's taxonomy places the organism in Eukaryota, Metazoa, Nematoda, Chromadorea, Rhabditida, Rhabditidae.